Molecule: messenger RNA, 3661 nt
Organism: Lethenteron reissneri (Far Eastern brook lamprey)
Lineage: Eukaryota; Metazoa; Chordata; Hyperoartia; Petromyzontiformes; Petromyzontidae
Product: transient receptor potential cation channel subfamily A member 1-like
Biological process (GO): calcium ion import across plasma membrane
Cellular component (GO): plasma membrane
Molecular function (GO): protein binding; calcium channel activity
Source: RefSeq, a predicted model, not a curated record
UUGACGAUUCGUGCUCUAAAGGCACAAGGGUGGCAACUUUAAUUCGUGACGAUGAUUUAAUCGAAAUGUCGCGAGGCGGGUAAUCGCUGUAGGUUCUUGCACGUUGCAGUUGGGACUUGGGAGUUCACGCGUGAAGGGGUUCAGGUGCAAGGGGGUUAAUUUGUGAGGUGUUCAUGUGUGAGGGGGUUGUGGUCUGAGGUAAAUCAGGUGUGGAUGAGUUCAAGUUCGUCGGAGUUCGGGUGGAUGAUCAUUGAGCGAGUUCAAGGUCACCGUUGACUCUGGGUGACCUUGGCAGUGUGCAGUGAGCCGGCCAUGUUCCCGGACCCCGGCUCCAAGCUGCUCCCAGCCGACGAGGAGCCGCGUGGUUCGGCCAAUGACCCCGACCUUGACCCCGACCGCCUCGGCCGGAGAUUCCUCAGCCGCUUUGCCAAGAUGACCGGGUCAAGAGGGCAGCGAUUGGCGGACGAGCUGGGAGACCUGGAGCUACUGCUGAGGAGGGGAGCUGACAUCAACUACAGCGACAGACACGGGCAGACCGCCCUGCACGAGGCCGCUGGGAUGUGCAGCGUGGACGUCGUGCAGUUCCUGGUGGAGCGGGGAGCCCACGUGAAUCGUGGUGACCACCACGGGUGCCGCCCACUGCACGUGGCUGCCGCCGAGGAUCAGGCGGACAUUGUCAACUUUCUCAUGGACGCGGCCGCGCUCGUAGAGGCGCAGAACAAGGGCGAGCUGCAGACAGCGGUGCACUACGCGGCUCGCCACGACGCGAUCUCUUCCUUGCGGAGUUUGGCCGACCGUGGUGCUGACGUGCAUGCGCGCGACUACCAGAACCGCACGCCGCUCCACGUGGCCAUCAGCCAUGGCAGCAAGCGAGCGGUGCAGCUACUGUUUGAACUGAAGGCAGACGUCAGCGCAGAAGACGACUCGAGGCAGAGCUGCCUCGUCCUGCUCAUCUGCAAGAUGCCCUCGCUGGCACUGCAGGCGCUGGACCAGCUCCAGGUGGACGACAGAGCAAACAGCAGCCAGCUCUUCUACCUGCAACGGCUAGAGCCCGGCCCGACGGCAGACAUCGAUGGUGGCUCAGUGCACAGCCCGCUGGAGUUGAUGGUGGUGUACCGCUUGCACGAGCACAUCUUACACCCUGUGGUGCGCCAGCUCAUAGACAUAAAGUGGAAAGCCUAUGGGCGGAGGAACUCUUGGCUUCUGCUUGGCAUGAACCUCUUUUUCAUUGUGUCCUGGGUCGCGCUGAUGGUGUCGGUGCCCUGGGAGGUGCGGCACAUUUACACAUUCCCAGGGGACACAUGGCGGGUGGUGCUGGCCAUCGUGUGCCUUGCCCAGCUCUUCUACUUCAUCGUGGAUGAGCUGCGCGAAAUCGCUCAGUCCAAGGCGGCGCUGAAGCGCUGGUGCACCCAGCAGCGCCAGCAGUUGGCGCGGGACUUUAUUUACUGCCACCCUCGCUGGCCUGAGGAAGCCUUGCACUUGCAGGCGGAGCUGGAGAAGGUCAAAAAGAUAAGGCACUUCUACUUGCUGGACUUGUGGAACAUCCUUGACUGGCUGACAUACGCUAUGCUGUUGGUCGUGUUCAUCACCCACCUGGCGGACGUGGUGAAGCACAGUGAAAAAGUGGCCUACGUGCACCUGCAGCUCGUGGCCAUCACCGUCGUUCCUCUCUGGCUGCGCAACAUGAAGCACCUUCGCACCUUCCGGGUGCUGGGCACAUUGAUUGUGAGCCUGGGAGAGAUGUCAGGCCAGGUGGUGCGGUUCGUCUUCCUCCUGGGAGAGUUCUACGUCUCCUUCUUCUUCUCCUUCUGGCUCGUGUUUGGUGGCUCUCAGGUGGACACGUUCAAGUCGGUGCACGAGGCGCUAUACACGCUGUUCCGCCUAAACGUAAUCGAUGAUGUGGAGUACACGGCCAUGCACGAGCACGACUCCGUGAUGACGUACCUGCUGGCGGGCACCUUCCUCAGCCUCACCGCCAUCCUCUCCAUCAACAUCUUCAUCGCCCUCAUGAGCGACAUCUUCACCAGGGUAGAAGACAGCCCAUCAGUGAACGUGUACGUGCAGCGUGCCAUUGUGCUGCUGCAAAUUGAGGGCAACCGCUACAUCCGGCGCCGGCGGGACGAAUUGCGCCGCCACGUGCAGCUGCACUGUGCGCCGCUGGCGGUGUAUGGUAUCAGCGGCGAUGGGGAGGCCGCAAGACAUUGGGUUGAGCCACCCGACACCACAGGCCACAUUGGCGAGCUGUUCGUAAGGGUGAUGGCGCUCUUGAGGACCGGCGGGCCAGGCAAGCGCAAGGAUGGCAAUGGCGUUAGCGAGGUGGACGAAGAAACCAGCGUGGCCGGGGAGGAGGUCCGCUCGAUGCAACAGAGCAUCCGGGCACUGAGGAGGGAGCUGCAGCAGGCGACGGAGGAACAGCAGAGCCUGCAGCAGGCCCUGCAGGAUGAGCUGGAAUUGAUAUACACCUGCCUUCAGCACCUGGGCAUCACUUUUACCAGUACUAAUGUUUUAACACCUGAAAAAUGUGAUAAUUACUCGCAAGCCUCAUAGAAAUAUGACCUACACCUACCGUGAAACUACUGCAGGCUAUAAUAUUUUGCAUAGUGGGUUUCGCCUUGUACGUAUGGUGGAGUUUCUCUAGGUACUUGGGUUCUUUCCCACAUAAAGGUGCUCCUUAAAAAUGGGCAAACAUCCCAAUGCGAGAUCUUCUUGAAAAAUUCUGAAGAUACGGUGUGCGGCUUUUGUGGCUAUUGUUGGAAUGUGCACGGUACUGAGUGGUGGUGGCUUGUGAUGUGUGAAUCGUACGGCAUCUGAGUUCUCUCCACUGUUAUUGCGGCCACAUCACACACCCAAGACGAUGCCCAAAUGUGCAGUACCCCUAACUGUAUGUAGAGAGUAAGGUAGUACCGCUCACUGUGCAAUUCACUGCGGCUCACAACACAGCUCACCACAGCUCACCACACAGCUCACCAAACACUUCAGCGAGCAGCUCAAUGGAUUGCUCACCACACAGAUAUAUGGGACCUGGGUCUGAGUCCUGCCCUCUUUGAUUUCUGUCCUCAUGUAGAAAAGCAACUUCACCUGUGGAUCAGUAAUGUAGCAUGAAUGGCACAGGCUCUGUUACAAAGAAUAAAACAUGGUCCUCAUUUAUGCAUCCUGGCUCCCCACCACUGCCCUUUAUAGCCUGACCCCUGAGCUCCUCCAGCCUGUGGGCCCUGUUGCAGUUGCAAUUUCUUCACAUUUAGUAGAUACACAUGUGGGCUGGGUCGUUUUGCCUGACCUAUCCAGGACCGUGUACCAUCUUUGUGCCUGGUGGAUGUGCCAUACUUCGUUUGUCAGUGUGUUUUGUGGAAGGGGCGGCUGACUGAUUUCUUUUUCAAUUGCAUAUAAAAAAUAAUAUUGAUCUGUUUAUUGGAUGGGUGACCACCAUGCAUAAGAGCUGUUAUAGGCUGCUGUGGGGCUACAUGCUAAGCAGCAGAGGCGAAUGCAGCAAAAUACUUAUUCCAUAAAAUCUUGUUUUGUAAACAUAAUUACCUUAAAAACGACAUCGCACAUGUACUGUGACUAAUCUAUGACCAAAUCACCUGGAAUGUGCCUGAUUGUCUGGUUUGCGAAUUAGCCCGAGCUUGUGAGAAAAUGUAAAUAAAAGAAAGUGUUGUUUGCA